AUGAGCUUGGCUCAGCUCCACAAUUGUCUCAGCGCCGCAUGCGACAUCCAGGCCGUGUUCAACCGGCAUCCUGACCUGCACUCGGGUUCUUGUCGGCUGCAGCUUGGCCGCAUUGAGGCGACUGACCACCUACGUUGCCAUCACUGGGACGCUGACCUCACACCUGCUAAUUGCAACAUUCCCACUUCAUGGCUCACUGGUUGCAACCAAGCCCACGCAAUCCUCUCCACCUCCCAACUCUCGCCGGACGUCUACAACUACGACAGCCUUCUCAUAGGCUCCGGCGUUGACUUCCUGCGGCCACUCGGUGGCAACAAAUAUUUUGGCAUCUCGUCGGAUGAUGCUGGCAAGGAUCCCUCUAACCCAGCACCUCUCACCCCCAUUCCUGACGACCACCAUCAAACUCAACACAGUGCCGAUGAGAAUGCUGCUGACAAAGCUGAGGUCCGCGAGUUCGAAGAUGGGCUCGAGGACUUCAUUUUGGAUGAAGUGGUCGACCCGGACUUGACUCCGCAUGAUCCACCCCCUGGCAUGCUGCCUACUCCAUCUGGCCCCGGUAUACGGCCCCUCGACUGGUGCCUCUACAAGGGCAACUGGGUGCACAAGGCCUCAAUCAUCCGGAUCCUCAUCAACACCGGCUUCAAUUGCAAGUCCCUCAACAGGCUCGGACGCUGUGCCUCGUUCACCAAGUCUCUCAAAUGCAAGAACACCCACACCUCACCAGCUUGA
Molecule: messenger RNA, 729 nt
Organism: Coniophora puteana RWD-64-598 SS2
Lineage: Eukaryota; Fungi; Basidiomycota; Agaricomycetes; Boletales; Coniophoraceae
Exons: 2
Coding region: 1-729 (242 amino acids)
Source: RefSeq, a predicted model, not a curated record